Molecule: messenger RNA, 580 nt
Organism: Stegostoma tigrinum
Lineage: Eukaryota; Metazoa; Chordata; Chondrichthyes; Orectolobiformes; Stegostomatidae
Product: ferritin, higher subunit-like
Exons: 4
Coding region: 1-531 (176 amino acids)
Biological process (GO): iron ion transport; intracellular iron ion homeostasis
Cellular component (GO): cytoplasm
Molecular function (GO): ferric iron binding; ferrous iron binding
Source: RefSeq, a predicted model, not a curated record
AUGUCCUCCCAAGUGUGUCAGAACUACCACAAGGACUGUGAGGAUGCUGUUAACAAGCAGAUCAACCUGGAGCUCUAUUCCUCCUAUGUUUACCUCUCCAUGUUCUCUUACUUUGACCGGGAUGAUGUUGCCCUGCGUAACUUUGCUGAGUUCUUCAAGGAGCAGUCCCAAGAGGAACAGGAACACGCUGAGAAACUGAUGGCAUUCCAGAAUAAACGUGGAGGUCGUGUCCUCCUGCAGGACAUCAAGAAGCCAGAGCAGGAUGAGUGGGGCAAUGGCUUGGAGGCAGUGCAGAGAGCUCUGCAGAUGGAGAAGGAUGUGAACCAGAGUCUGCUGAAUCUGCACAAACUCUCCUCUGAUCGCGUGGACCCUCAUCUGUGUGACUUCCUGGAGAGGCACUACUUGGAUGAGCAAGUGAAGAUGAUUAAGAAGCUGGGAGAUCACAUCACCAACCUGAAGAGACUGGGAGCCCUUGACAAUGGCAUGGGAGAGUACCUGUUUGACAGGCUCACCCUGGGGGAGAGUGACUGAACUGACUGCAGGGAGCAAGCUGCUUGUGUUUAUUACUGUGAAAUGUGUA